AUGAAAACGCUCUGUCAUUCCUUACCUCCUCCCCUACCCUCCUCCCCUACCCUCCUCCCCUACCCUCCUCCCCUGCCCCCUCCCCGUCGCUCCUCCUCUUGCCAACGCCCCUCCAGUGACCCCCAGCCUGUGAGGGAGUUCAUUCGAGCUGUCUUUAUGGAAAUGAAAGGCGAUGUGACGCGCACCCUUCUCCCUUCCCACAUCCGCUUACUUCCCCCUCUCCUCUUGCCAACGCCCCUCCAUGGUGAUGGUGAUGGGUAUAGUGGUGAUGGUGAUGGGUAUAGUGGUGAUGGUGAUGGGUAUAGUGGUGAUGGUGAUGGGUAUAGUGGUGAUGGUGAUGGGUAUAGUGGUGAUGGUGAUGGGUAUAGUGGUGAUGGUGAUGGGUAUAGUGGUGAUGGUGAUGGGUAUAGUGGUGAUGGUGAUGGGUAUAGUGGUGAUGGUGAACACGAGCAGCGAUAUGACAUGACUAAGCGUCUAGCUCUCCCUCGGGUCGAACUCAUUCUAUGGACGGUUCCCCUCUGCCUCCUUCCCCCAGCCCUCCGAUCUCCAAAGCAGCAGCAGCGCCCGCGCCUCUCUCUCCUUUGCCUGCACAUCUUGUCUUCUCCCUUCUCUCACCCUCACCGUUUUACACCCCUGCCUCCCCCAUUUGUUUCCCUUCAGAGCUCUCCCUCGGGUCGAACCCACUCCAUGGACGGCUCUUCCUCCGCCUCCUUCCCCCAGCCCUCCGACCUCCAACGCAGCAGCAGCGCCCGGGCCUCUCUCUCCUUCUCCCCCACUCUCCCUCCUUCCCACAACCACAAGCAGCCGCAGCAGCAGCCACAGCAGCAGCAGCAGCAGCAGCAGCAGCAGCAGCAGCAGAAGGCUCUACCACCACGCAAAUCCCCUUCUCUUUCUGCCAACAGCAACACCAGCGCCAGCACCAGCACUGGUGCGAGAUUCCCUGGCAGCAGCAGCACGAGUAGCACUAGGUUCUCUAACAUCCCAAGCAGCAGUGGUGAUGGGGUGGAUGCGCCUGUGAGGCCUUCCCACCCAUACCAGUCCCCGCCCUUACAGUCACACCCAUACCCUCAGGGCGGGGUUAUGGGGAGCCCAGGGGGAGUGAUGGGGAGUGCAGGAGGAGUGACGGGAAGUCCAGUAGGGGGUAUGGGGAGCGCUGGGGGAGGUAUGGGGAGUCCAGGAGGGGUUAUGGGAAGUGCAGCUGGGUUGAUGGGGGGAGGGGUUAUGGGGAGCCCAGGCGGGGUUAUGGGGAGCGCAGGGGGGGUGAUGGGGAGCCCAGGGGGGGUUAUGGGAAGUCCUAGAGGGGUGAUGGGGAGCUCAGGCGGGGUUAUGGGGGGCACAGGGGGAAUGAUGGGAAGUCCAGGGGGAACAAUGGGCAGCCCAGGAGGGGUGAUGGGGGGCGCAGGGUUGGCUAUGGGAAGCCCAGGAAGAGCGAUGGGGAGCCCAGGUGGGGUUAUGGGGAGCGCAGGGGGAGCGAUGGGGAGCCCAGGGGGAGCGAUGGGGAGCCCAGGGGGAGCGAUGGGGAGCCCAGGGGGAGCGAUGGGGAUUCCAGGGGGGGCGAUGGGGAGCCCAGGUGGGGUUCUGGGAAGCGCAGGGGGCCCAAUGGGGAGUCCAGGGGGAGCCAUGGGGAGCCCAGGGGGGGCUAUGGGGAGCCCAGGGGGGGCUAUGGGGAGCCCAGGGGGGGCUAUGGGGAGCCCAGGGGGGGCUAUGGGGAGCCCAGGGGGAGGAGCAAUGGGCAGCGGAAGAGCUGCGAUGUGGAGCCCUGCAGGCGUCAUGGGAAGCCCUGGGAUGAGGCCAUCUCCGUUGGGGUCUCCCGGAUUGGUAGGCUUCCCUCCCACUCACACGUGCUGUUUACUUGAGGGUAGUGAGACGCCUUUUGAGGCGCCUCAGAACGCCCUGCAGGCGUCAUGGGAAGCCCUGGGAUGA
Molecule: messenger RNA, 1923 nt
Organism: Closterium sp. Naga37s-1
Lineage: Eukaryota; Viridiplantae; Streptophyta; Zygnematophyceae; Desmidiales; Closteriaceae
Source: the annotation of a GenBank genome assembly